AUGAACUAUCGACAUGUGCACAGUACGGAGAGGAAUGCGAACAUGGCCACAAAUUAUGCUGUCAUCCAUACAAAUGUGGAUCACACGACACGCCAAACAAGAGUCUGUGUACCAAAUGUCGAAAUGGCAAUGAGACUUGCUUAUACCGAUGGGAAUGCUGCAGUGGUCAAUGCAUUUUCUUCCAAUGCGUAUGAAAGAGGUGAUAAAUAUCGAAAUUACUACCUCGAUCCACAAAUGUAUCUUCAUGAAUACUGA
Molecule: messenger RNA, 255 nt
Organism: Heterobilharzia americana
Lineage: Eukaryota; Metazoa; Platyhelminthes; Trematoda; Strigeidida; Schistosomatidae
Source: the annotation of a GenBank genome assembly